Messenger RNA from Musa acuminata AAA Group (dessert banana), 432 nucleotides. RefSeq names its product pyruvate kinase, cytosolic isozyme-like. Gene Ontology annotation, cellular component: cytoplasm. Gene Ontology annotation, molecular function: pyruvate kinase activity; magnesium ion binding; potassium ion binding. The transcript has a single exon. Gene Ontology annotation, biological process: glycolytic process. Lineage: Eukaryota; Viridiplantae; Streptophyta; Magnoliopsida; Zingiberales; Musaceae. The record is from RefSeq and is a predicted model, not a curated record. The coding region runs from base 1 to 432 and encodes 143 amino acids.
AUGGACAAGACCGGAAUCCUCUACGCUGUCAUGCUCGAUACAAAGGGCCCUGAGAUCCGGACUGGGUUUUUGAAAGAUGGCAAACCUAUCCAUCUACAAAAGGGCCAAGAAAUCACUCUCACUACAGAUUACAGCAUAAAGGGUGAUGAAAACAUGAUAUCAAUGAGCUACAAAAAGCUAGCAGAGGAUUUGAAGCCAAACAGUGCCAUUUUAUGUGCUGACGGGACUAUUACACUUACGGUGCUUGCUUCCGACAACGAGUCAGGACUAGUUCGCUGCCGUUACGAGAAUUCUGCAGUCCUUGGUGAGAGGAAAAAUGUCAAUCUUCCCGGUGUUAUCGUCGAUCUUCCAACUCUAAUAGAGAAGGACAAGGAGGAUAUCCUGAAAUGGGGCAUCCCAAACAAAAUUGACAUGAUUGUCCUGUCCUUUUGA